AAGGAAGAAGAGACGCUCUCCCGUUUAGUUUACAAACAAUAUUAACAAACUGUGUUUUUGUAUAUAUAAAACGUCCUGGCAGAGAAACAAAAAUUUAAAUCGCAGUACCGGAAACGCCGGAAACGGAAUGAACCGUUCGAAGAAGUCUUGCGUGUAUCGUGAUUGCAAUAUCAACAGCCAAACCCAUCCGGAGUUAACAUUGUUCCGGUUCCCAAAGAGCGAAGCACGCGCUGCCAAGUGGUCCGAGCUUGGAGCCGUUGAAUCUUCCAACUACGUGCAUCAGUAUAUGUGCGAGCUUCAUUUUCCGCGGAUUUAUAUGUGCUUUAGUUCCCGGCGGAAGAUGCUACUAAGUACGGCAGUCCCUCGCGCCUACGGAACCAGUGAAGAACACGACCAACAGGAAGCGCAAAGCUCGUUUGAGCUCGACUCGGAUGAAAUUACGAUGGAGGAACAUCUCGAUGAAAGUAUGACUGACGACAAUGAGGAUGUGGCAACGGAAAUAGUCUACAUGGAUCCCGAGAGUAUUGAAAAGGAUCCAAUUGAAACAGAUGAACUAGUUCAGCCACUACCUUUCAAGAGACGGGCCACAUCCGGUGAAAUCUCGACAUACACAAAGAUUACUAAAGUAGACCAAAUGCCAGCAAUUUCACAUUCGAUGAUUGUUUCGUCGUCAUCAACAACAUAUAAUGCGCCAUCCCGACUGGACGAAGCUUCCAAGCCUAUCAACCCACCUAAAGGGGCUAUUUUACGUAAAAUCAAGCUUAAGAAACAAAACACUGGUGCUAAAACUAUCAUCAUCAAAACUGUUCCAUCAAGUUCGAACUCUCACGAUGCAGCUGCUGACGCAACUAAUGUUUCCUCUCUUGAGGCAACCGUAAGUUCCACGCCGGAGAAUACUCAACCGACCGGGCCUAAACCAGAUGAACUACAAGAAGGACCAUCGAAGGAAUUGUGCUCUCCGGUAAAAAUACCUGACGUCGUUGCAAGUAGUAGCAAAAGCACUAUCAACGAAAUUGAUUCCGUUUCUAAUCCUGUAAAAAAAGAGGAAAUUCCUCCGACCAUUGAAGAGAAAAAUGUUCCUAUCUACGAGUUCAUUUUUAAGGGCGAAGAAUACGUACAACUGCCUAAGGCUCAAUAUUACCGGGAACAGGAGAAGUUACAAAAGCUGUUGGAAAAAUGCGAGAGUGAUAAAGAUCAAAUGCAGAAGAAAAUCGAUUACUUCCGUCGUAUCAUAAGUGAUUGUAAGCAAUUGCUUACGAAGCUAGAUGAUAAUAACAGCGGUGAACUUGAACAACAGUAAACAAAAUAAAAUUCAACAUAAUUUGAACCACGU
Molecule: messenger RNA, 1333 nt
Organism: Armigeres subalbatus
Lineage: Eukaryota; Metazoa; Arthropoda; Insecta; Diptera; Culicidae
Exons: 2
Coding region: 128-1300 (390 amino acids)
Source: RefSeq, a predicted model, not a curated record